AUGGAUUCCGUCACGCGACCACAGGGCGAAUACCCCCCUGUAAAGCUUCCUUUCCCGUUCCUCACCACAUAUCGAGUUCAAAGAGUCUCUGAGAAAUCACCAAGGCUCAUCCUUACUCUGCAAGACCAGCCAGUCAAGGGAAGGGCUUUGCCACAGCCAUUACAUUCAGACAAACUCUCAUGGGUCGACCUCACGUUCCCGAGCGAAAGCGAACGCCCACCCAUCUCAGAUAACAGCCCCUGGGCUCGCGCGCGACGAUCCCCCUCGACGAACUUCCAAUGGGAGGGAGAGGCCCCACCAUCGCUGGCCCAGAUCUGGAAUGUGGUCCACGCCAUCUACCUCUGCCACCCCGCGAAUGAAUACUUCAGGCUCACCCUAGCCGGUGAGGGUGCGAAUACCAUCAAAGCUGAGCUCCUCGCCACUGGGCUGGGUGUUCAUCACCCGAAACCACGACAGCCACGGGAAGAGACGGCUGCACAGCAAGGCGAUGGGGAGUUGCUGAUCCUCCGAAGCUCGUUCUGGCAGGGCGCAGCCUCACCGACUGGCCCGCGUCCAAUCUGGGUGGUUGGAGAGAGCACAGACAAGAACUUGCGGACGCCAUUAGCCCAAUAUCCCGUCAUGCCCGAGAACUACCAGAUCACGAACCGGUUUCCCGACGAGCCAGUCUACACGCGCCAUCCAGUCCGUCGGCCGAAGCCAUAUCCCGGCUCGAUCGCAUACAGCCGUUACAUUGUAGAAUGCGACAUGCACUUCUCGCUCGAGGUGAUCGACUGGCAGAACGACGAGCAUCUGAGACUCUUCAACACAUGGCAGAACGACCCUCGUGUUGCCAAGGGCUGGAACGAGACGGGCACAUUGGAUCAGCACCGGGAAUACCUACGAAAACUGCACUUUGAUCCCCAUGUUCUCUGCCUGUUCGGCCGGUUCGACGAGACUCGGUUCGCAUAUUACGAGCUCUACUGGGCCAAGGAGGACCACUUCGGCGCACACUACGACGCAGGCCACUUCGACCGCGGCCGCCACUCCCUGGUCGGCGACGCCUCGUUCCGCGGCGCUCGGCGCGUCAACGCGUGGUACUCGAGCUGCAUCCACUACUGCUUCCUGGACGACCCGCGGACGGCCAACGUCGUGGGCGAGCCCAAGGCCAGCGGGCCCGUCAUCCUGUCGUACGAGAACUCGCAGGGGCUCACCAUCGGCAAGUACGUCGACUUCGGCCACAAGCGCUCCGUGUACUCGACCUGCAGCCGCGAGAAGUGGUUCCAGCUGUGCCCGCUGUUCUGGGACGGCCGCGAGAAGCCGCUCGAGUCGGCGGACCGGGCGGCUUGGGACGCGAGGCUUUGA
Molecule: messenger RNA, 1341 nt
Organism: Diaporthe citri
Lineage: Eukaryota; Fungi; Ascomycota; Sordariomycetes; Diaporthales; Diaporthaceae
Exons: 2
Coding region: 1-1341 (446 amino acids)
Biological process (GO): siderophore biosynthetic process
Source: RefSeq, a predicted model, not a curated record